AUGCUGAUUUUGUUGAAAGCUGAAAGCUUCUUUGUUGAUAUUACAUAUGUUCAGAGUGCUGUUGCAAAAGGAGCAGUUUGUUUGGAUGGAAGUCCACCUGCAUACCAUUUUGACAAAGGAUUUGGAGCUGGAAUCAACAAUUGGAUAGUUCACAUUGAGGGAGGAGGAUGGUGCAACAAUGCAACUACUUGCUUGGCUCGAAAAAGCACCCGAUUAGGAUCCUCCAAGCAAAUGGCUAAGCAAGUCGUGUUUUCGGGGAUUUUCAGCAACAAGCCGAAGUUCAAUCCUGAUUUUUACAACUGGAAUCGGAUCAAAGUUAGAUACUGUGAUGGGGCUUCGUUUACUGGUGAUGUAGAAGAAGUUGAUCCGACCACAAAACUUUACUAUCGAGGGGCGAGGAUUUUUGUUGCUAUAAUCGAGGACUUGUUAGCGAAAGGAAUGAAGAAUGCUCAAAAUGCAAUUCUAUCUGGAUGCUCGGCCGGAGGGUUGACUUCGAUUCUCCAUUGUGAUAACUUCAAGUCGCUUCUUCCUCUCAGCACUAAAGUGAAAUGCUUUGCCGAUGCUGGUUUCUUUAUAAAUGCGAAAGAUGUCUCGGGAGCUUCACAUAUUGAAGGUUUUUAUAACGACGUUGUGACAACGCAUGGUUCAGCUAAGAAUUUGCCAAGAUAUUGUACAUCGAGAAUGAAACCGAGUCUGUGUUUCUUCCCACAAAACAUGGUGCAAGGCAUUCAGACACCCCUUUUCCUUGUAAAUGCUGCAUAUGAUUCCUGGCAGUCAAUUGCGAAAGCAGUUGGAGAUUGGUAUUACGACAGAAGUCCGUUCAAGAAGAUUGAUUGCCCGUACCCUUGUGACAAAACAUGUCACAACCGGGUUUUCGACGAUAAUGAGCACCCGUUGAUCUAG
Striga hermonthica is the source of this 903-nucleotide messenger RNA. Lineage: Eukaryota; Viridiplantae; Streptophyta; Magnoliopsida; Lamiales; Orobanchaceae. The record is from the annotation of a GenBank genome assembly.